AUCGCGGGCAUGUCCAUUUUAAAACAACUCCAUAACAUAUGUCUUAAAGAUAGAUGCGUAACAAUGAAACGGGAUUCACAUCAAUGGAGUGACGCAAACAAGAAGACCAUAUAGCCGCUCAUGGCACAAAAGCAUAUUAUCAUAAAUCCUGGGCAUCUUAGCGCACGGAAGCCUUGCAUAUAUUUCAUUUAGACCAGCGGCAAAGAGACCGGCAAGGAGCUAGCUACAAAGAGAACUGUGGAAGAAGCCACAGUCGAUGGUAAUUUAGCAUCCGCUGACAGGCAGCGAUGCACAAGCCCCAUGACGGCUUCACUCAGCUUCAUCGAACUCGUUUCAACGGCAACAGCUCAAAUUAUAGCCAUCAUUCUUUUCGAAGCAGUUCUAAUCAGUGACCCUAUAGAUGGAAUGUUGAUCGCUUCCACCUGAACUACAGCCAAAUGAUGAGGCACCUUCAUGCUGACCUGGCGAAGAACGAUAAUGCUCUUCCAACCUGGACGCACUAAACAGAGCCUUUGGAUAUCGCAUAGGGUAAAUUGGGUGCCAUAGCUCUUGGUGAGGGGUAAGUCUAAAGCUGAAUGCAAGGUUCUACGGAUGGAUGCUCUGUCAAAGACGCCUUUUGGGGCGAGAUACGAGUUCGAUGUAAGUUGAGUAUGCUUCCCAAUCUUCCUUCCUGCUGGGCGUGCCUCGACGAUUCUGCCUUGCUCUCAAAAUGGUGCCUUUCAAAGCAGAUUGCGGGUUUCUUGUGAGGUACGUCAAAAGACUUGUUAUGACAUGCUGAUCACGGUAAAUUUUGUCAUGUGUCGAUUCAAUGUGUUUCAAGGUGCCUCCUUUGUUAUGAUACUAAAGAGGUCUAAAUAUCCUGCCGCUCUUCAGCAAGCCGAUGUGGAUAGGCAGUUCGCAGGCUGGAGGCGGUCGCCUUCUCCUACUGUUCGGGUGCUACUAGCAGACGGCUUUAUGAAGGCUUCGGUCCACAAAUCCGAGCAGUUGUAAACCCACUAUCCGUCAUGGAUUUGAGUGUCACGGAUGCACUUUGCAUAUCCGACGCCUUGCUGUCGUCAGCAUUCCAUGGCUCUAGCAGAUUCUUUGCAGGUCGAAUCACCAUUCUUGACCAACAGCCACACACACAAAAAACCCAUCUUUGUCGACCUAGGUCAACAAACUCUCGCCUAAAUUUGAAAAUUUAGACAAGGCCUAAAGUCAUACUUGUGACUUAAGAGUCCUUACUCGAGAAAGUGGCCACUCCCAUCUCUAAACAGGCUAUCGUCGCCUCCAGGGAAAGCCACUCUUUCUCCUUCAUAGAAACAGACAACACUACGUCUACUUUCCACAUAAGAGAGCAUAUAGUCACAAGAAGAGCACCAUACACCAUGCCUUCAAGGAACGCGUCCGGCCUCCGGCUCACCAGAUCAUACAUCUCCAUCAGCGGGAAUGAGUUGUUGCGAACAAAGUCUCGGAGUGGGAAGAAAAAGAAGUCCAAGAACACGAACGGUAGCGGAUCUUCACGCGAUACUGGAGCCCAGAAUGGCCAGCACAACUCCAGCUCCCACGAGAUGGGCCAGCAUAGUCAACAGGGCCACACCGGCGCUGGAUCUCAGCAAGCCGGCCCACAGGGCCAGCGGGGCCAGGUCUGCACCGAGUCUCAGCAGACCGGCACUGGGGACUCACGAUCGCGCUGAUCUUCCAUCGAGUUCGUCCCUCGCUCUUGAUACCAAGUGAGUACUGCUCUGCCGGGGAAGAUGAUUUGUGCAAGGACGAUCCCUGCGUUCCAAGAGCCUUCGAAGAUGGCAAGGGAAAAAAAAAGUUUUGGGGGACGGGCUGUCAUAAGAAGGCGGGCAACGUUGUCGAAGGGCAAAGAAGAAAACCAAAGGGGAAAAAAUUCAAGCCGAUAAAAGAACAGGACAGAAAAAAAAAGGAAGCUACAAGAUUCAAGAGGGAGAAGUGUAGCGUGGACGAGGGCAGAUCCGUCGAGUCCGAACUAGAGAUCAUGGAAGGGCAGACUCAACUCUGCAUGCUGUACCUAGACGCAAACGGAACAACGAAGGACGAGCGCUUUAAAGUUACGCGCUCAUGUUUGUAAAUCGUUCAACACUUGGGCUAAGGAAAGGUUUUGUUGGCGAACCAAGGGAAGACAGAGAUGUAACCGUCUUUCUAUGAUUGCUAGCUACCC
Messenger RNA from Verruconis gallopava, 2167 nucleotides. RefSeq lists its product as uncharacterized. Bases 1368 to 1676 code for a protein of 102 amino acids. The transcript is spliced from 2 exons. Lineage: Eukaryota; Fungi; Ascomycota; Dothideomycetes; Venturiales; Sympoventuriaceae. The record is from RefSeq and is a predicted model, not a curated record.